Paramuricea clavata is the source of this 2260-nucleotide messenger RNA. NCBI's taxonomy places the organism in Eukaryota, Metazoa, Cnidaria, Anthozoa, Malacalcyonacea, Plexauridae. The record is from the annotation of a GenBank genome assembly.
CCAUUCCGGAAAUAGAACGCAGACAUAUUGACUGCAGACCCAGUUUCAAAAUGGCAAAAGCUGCGCUAGUUUUGACUGCCUUUCUGGCGAUAUUUCUCGUUAAAGUGGACGCUGGCAUGGACUUCGACUGGGACUAUUUCAGAGACUUUUUAGGUAAGAGGCCAUUCAGUUAAAUUAACACGAAACUCUUGAAUCAAUGUGUAACAUAAUAUUAUAUUAAUAUACGAAAGAGAUCUUACAAAAUAAAGCGCCAGUCAAAAAAGACUUGAUGAGAGUUGGUAGUCAUGAAUUGUUACAGGGGAGACUUCAAGCUCUAGAUUAACAAAAUGAAGGUUUGAUGAAUAUUCCAACUAUGUUUUAACUUAAUAGAAUGCACAGGCCAAUGCGUGUUUCUCGAGUUUGUAUAUCCGAUACAACACGGAAGCGAAUGUUGUAUAUGGCUUGUAAAACAUCAUUAUUGUUCAACAAUUUAAAAUAAAUGAAUGAUAUUUGGUGAGAAAAUUGAACUUCAAGUUUCUGUAAAUUAGCAUGAUCCUGUAUCAGAUAUACAAACUCUCCUUCACACUCAAGAUUUCUUUUGUGUUUUCUUCAUGAAUGAAUUAUUAAUGAGUCGCGUAAAGUCUCAUACAACAGAGACAGGAAUAAUGUAUAAGAAACACCCCCAAAAUAAACGUCUGGUAUGCAGGCUAAAUAUAUAAUAGCUUUGAUUGGUCAUGAAUGACCAUGAAUAUUUAAAGUUGAUUUACAUCAGCAGGAUUUUGUAUUUCAUGGUUUAAUAUGAUGUCGUUACAAUUCUUGUCCAGGGACGUUCCUAGCGAUAGCUGGUGAGGGGGGGGGGAUAAACUAAAAAAAUUUGGCCCCUUUCCUUUCUGGGGCCCACCCCUCAAAUUUUUUUUCUGGAAAACAAAAAUUUAUCCGGAAAAUGAUAGCGAUGGGGCGGGGUCGCCAUUUUUUUGCGAAAAUAUAACGUGCCAAAACAUUUUUCCAAACAUUAUUUUGCGAUAAUGGGGGGUUAAAAAUACUUUUUUUCAGACUUUUUUCAAGCUCUAUUUUUCAGAAUAUUACUUAAUAUUUAACACAUAUUUAUUCGAGCGUUCCGGGGCCCCCUCUGGGAAAGUUGGGCCCCUUUCUUGACUUUUCUUUGGGGGUGUUACACCCCCCACAACCGCACAGUAGUUCCAGCCCUGUUCUUGUCUAACCAAUUAACGAACGUGAGUUUGGUUAUGUUUUAAAUCCUCCUCACCAAAAACUAACCCUUAUGCCUUAGUUAUUGAACACUUGUACCAUGAUGAGCGAAUAUUCAAAUAAAUAAAUACUUGCGCAUUCUUUCUAUUAAGCUCAUAUUAUACAACCUGACCCAUGUGGCGCAGACGUCAUCGCCUAUUACAAGUUUGACCGAUCUGUUCGAGAUGUUUGCUUCGGCCACAACGCUCAGAAAAAUAGCGGUACCCCUGUACUGGACCCAUCAACAGGUAUAUCGAAUGCAGCAGUCAAAUUUCAAGGCUUCCAGUCAUCGCAACUCCAUGUACCUAGCCUAAAUGGUUACGCAUGGGGAUCGAAGUUCUCUGUUAGCUUUUGGUUUAAAACGUCAACACGUUGGCAUCAGAAUAUCCAAGGUCUUAUUAACAAUGGUCCCGUGAGCAAUGAAACUACCAGUUCAGGCAGUUUGGAAAUAUAUCUUAAUACUGGUAAUUAUAUUGGUGCAUCUAUUGUGACGUCACACUCGGCAAAAGCCUGGCCUAGGAUAACUACAGCCGUUCCACGUCAUUGGCAUCAUCUGGUUAUGACGUACGAUGGCAAAACUAUCAAUUUUUACCUCAACAACCACCUUAAGUUAACCGACACGGAGUGUUGCCAUGGGAAUAUCGUUAGCAAAAAUAGCGACGUUGUGCUUGGUCAUAUUGAAAGAUACUAUGGCUAUGGCUAUGACUAUAGCUAUGGCACGCAGGCUAUUAAUAGCUACAUUGACGAAAUGAAAUUGUUUAAAAAAGCUUUAACCGCUCACGAAGUUCUAAAACUUUAUCGUCUUAAAGUAGUUUAAACAGUCACAAUGAAACAGUUUCUAAGAACCUUGAAAAUCGAACUUAAACGUUAUUGGGACUUGAUAAAAGUUAUGAUUAGGUUUAAUAAUAAGUGAAAUGUUAUUGGGACUUGAAACAUGGUGCAUUAAUUAAAAACGUAAUUAGGUCAUGGGUGGAAUAGAAAUUUUGUUCAAAUGUAAUGAUUCGAAGAAAUGUGAUUAAAAAGAUUAAUAUUAGAG